Messenger RNA from Thamnophis sirtalis, 2973 nucleotides. Lineage: Eukaryota; Metazoa; Chordata; Lepidosauria; Squamata; Natricidae. The record is from RefSeq and is a predicted model, not a curated record.
AGAGCAGGGGUGUCCAAACUUGGAAACUUUAAGACUUGUGGAGUUCAACUUCUAGAAGUUCUGGAAAGUUCUGGAAAUUGCAGUCCACAAGUCUUAAAGUUCCCAAGUUUGAAGACCUCUGUCUUAGAGGAUUCAGUCACACUGACUAAGUCACUCUUUCUGCUUGUUCCACACAUUUGCUAGUUGCACCCAGGAAUUCCUGGGUCAUGUAAGAUGAUCUAUUUCCAUCCUGUAUUGAUGUGCCUAUUAAUAACUGCCUCCAUAUUAGAUCUAUUUGUUUUUAAUUUUGAGAUAAAAAUACUUUUAUUAGCUUAUUGCACUUAAUCUAUGUAUCUUCUUCUAUGAUGCCCUUGUCAUUCUUUCAUGCCAUGUCUUCUGGCUUGGUGAGACUAUGGCACAACAGAACAUUAACCAAAGUGAGGACAACAUUGAUGAGGAACUAUUUUUGAAAGCAAUAUCAGAAAAAUCACCCAGAUAAACGGGCAAUUUAACAUCUUGCAUAUUUAGUUUUUAAAAUGUAAAUUACUUGCAAUUUCUAAUUUAAAUGAAGCUGAUAUUAUGGAUACGUCUUGAUAGAAUUGAGGAUGGAGGAGAGUUUUACUAUCAUCAUUUGAUUCUAUUAUGUCUAAAUAACCAUUUGGAAAAGAUCACAGAGAUCCAACAAUUACACUCUCAGUUGUGACAAAGUAGAGGUGUUGGUUUCCUUUUGUCUGCAGUGGCAAACUGAAAUUUGUGCUCAUGAAAUUGAAAAAGAUGGUUAGGUGCAAAACAAGAUUCACAUUUGCCGUUUUCACCAUCGCUUGGAGUUUUGCCCAUGUUGAGUUAAUUGAGUUUUCGGCUUUAAAUAUUACAGGUAUCUCCUGAUUAAACAACAGUUUCAUUUUAACUAGGUGAAAAAGGUUUCAGUGCAAGUUUGCAGUCCAAAUGGAAAUGCCUGGAUCAAAAAUCUAUCCUCUUCAGUGUUAUUGUGCAAGUGUUGGGAAAGUUAAUGUGUGAAGGACCGUUUUCACUUCCACAGUCUCAUUUCCAGUUUAGUAGUUAAUCGUGAAUAUUUGCUUGAUUGCUGAAAAGAAAAUGUGUUUGUGACUUUAACAGGAUGGAAAGGGAAAGCCUUCUGACUGUCUUCCCUCCCCCUUUUUUAUUUUAUUUUUUAUAAACAGUAUUCGGGGUUUCAGCAGACGGCAGACAAGUGCUUCAUUUGUGGCCAUCUCAUCAUGGAAAUGAUUUUGCAAGCUCUUGGGAAGUCAUACCAUCCUGGCUGUUUCCGCUGUGUGGUGUGCAAUGAAUGUCUGGAUGGCAUACCCUUCACUGUCGAUAUGGAGAACAACAUUUACUGUGUUAAAGACUAUCACACGGUUUUUGCACCCAAGUGCGCUUCCUGUAACCAGCCUAUUUUGCCAGUCCAGGGUUCCGAAGAGACCAUCCGGGUGGUGUCAAUGGACAGGGAUUACCAUGUGGAGUGUUACCACUGCGAGGAUUGUGGACUCCAGCUGAAUGACGAGGAGGGCCGCCGAUGCUAUCCACUGGAGAGACACCUGCUCUGCCACACCUGUCAUAUCAGGCGCUUGAGCACUAAAGUGUCGGCACACUCCGCCUCUGGGUACCCCAUGCAUAUCACGGAGCUCUGAGGCUUCUGCUUCCCAUCUACUGAAGACCAGGAGGAAGACCCCCGCUGGGGAAAGGGCUCAACAGAGGACUCUCCAGAAAGACAAAGCGGCCGCCAUUAUUUAUUGCUUCUAAGAUUGAAAAGGAAGGGGCACCUCUUGGGUUGGCUCUGGGUGCAAUUGCCUAAGUGAUUCUUUCCACGAUGCUGGUACUUGAAAAGUCGUGCACCCCAUGGAUUGGAUGGGGAAAGGGGCCUGAUGCCAGAGCUGUUGGGAUGACUGGCCACCCAUUAAUACUGGCUUGUUGCCAUUUUUAUGAUUGAUUGUUUGAGCUCCCAGAAGAAACGUUAGCUUUCCAACAGGAAAGAGACCAAAAGACUUUAGCCAUGUUUUAGCUCUCCUUGCACCCUUGACCUUGUGGUUCUCACAAUUUGAGAGACACAAGGGUUGUUGCAUGCAUCAAAAGAGGGAGGGCAAAAUUGAAUGUGACUUAAAAAAGGAAUAACUUUCUAGGGGAUUCCUGUGGGCCUCCCAGCUUGGCUUUUUGUUGGGUUUCUCUGCAAAACAAGAGUACACAAGACACCAUGUGCUGGGAGCCCGUGAAAGGACAGAGAGCAUUUCUAUUCCGGGCUGUGUCCGGCACGGUUCUCAGGUGCUUGGCAAGGAUGUGAGGGUUUGGUGUUUCCAGGUGAGGCAGAACACACCGCUAAGGGGAGAGCUGCAGGCUCUCUGGGAAGAACAGUCACCUCGUAGCUUUCUGGGAUCCGACGGGCAGCAACUGUGCAGAGGAGCCUUGCUGAAAGCAGGGUGGCAGAGGGGGAAAAGGGGCAGAAACUUCUCCAUUCCCAUUCCACAGGUUUUUUUCUUAGCAUUCUUUUGGGGCAGAAACGGGAAUGUGUCAGAAUGGGAAAAUUUUACAUACAGGUGGUAUAAGCCUAUUCAUUAAAUUUAAUUCAGAUUUGAAUUCAACCAAAUUAAGGUUUUGUCCCAUCCAUUUCUUUGGACCUGCCACUGCUUAUUUUUGAAGGGAAUCUUCCCAGCCUCCCAAAGUCCAGAGGCAGCCUGGAGCCUGGAAAUGGUUCUGCUCCCAACAACCGCAGAACCUGCCAGGGCCAGCCAAGUACCCUGGGGGCUCCCUGCAGAAGCUCUGCUAGUUGCUCUCUGCCCCCCUCAGUACAAGGAAGGGGAUUCCUGCUUUUUACAACUUGGUGAUAACCCAGCUUUAAAGGCCAAGUUAAUUAUACUUGAAUCCACAGCACUUGCAUAAUUAUUCCCAUGGCCUCUUGACCAUACAAAGCGUUUUUAGGUAGGUCACAAAACAGUUUUUAAAAGUCUCAGGAAACAAUCGUCUUUUUUCUAGAUCAGUGUU